This is a messenger RNA of Hirsutella rhossiliensis, 468 nucleotides long. RefSeq lists its product as uncharacterized. NCBI's taxonomy places the organism in Eukaryota, Fungi, Ascomycota, Sordariomycetes, Hypocreales, Ophiocordycipitaceae. The transcript has a single exon. The record is from RefSeq and is a predicted model, not a curated record. The coding region runs from base 1 to 468 and encodes 155 amino acids.
AUGGUUACGAACCAGGAGCUGAAUGACCGUCGAGAGCCUGGCUGCUCAGUCGUUCUUGCUGAUAAGAAAUACUUCCACGUGGGUUGCUGGUUCAUGAAGCGAACGCUCCGCCAGCAUGAGUGGCAAUCAGUCUCGGACAACAUUAUAGUUCCUCCGGCAACAUAUCCCCAGCGAUGGAGUAACGAUGCUGCAAUUCUGCGAUUUCUUCGCAAGGAGACCAAUAUCCCGCUCCCACCGGCGGAAUGCACCUUUGAAGAUGACGGCGCCUUUUAUCUCCAAACGCAAUACGUGGACGGGGUUAGUAUGAAGCAUCUAAAGCAAGAAGAAAAGGAGCAAGUGGCGAUAGAACUGGAACAACAUGUGGCAAGCUUGCGGUCUCUGCGAUCCGAUACUCCUGGAGUACCCGGCGAAUCGCUUUUAUGUCCUCCUCAGCGGGUUACCAGCAACCAACCAAUGGAAGACCAAUAG